This is a messenger RNA of Thrips palmi, 788 nucleotides long. RefSeq names its product SNAPIN protein homolog. Gene Ontology annotation, biological process: endosome to lysosome transport; intracellular protein transport; synaptic vesicle exocytosis. Bases 310 to 756 code for a protein of 148 amino acids. Gene Ontology annotation, molecular function: SNARE binding. Gene Ontology annotation, cellular component: synaptic vesicle; BLOC-1 complex; BORC complex. The record is from RefSeq and is a predicted model, not a curated record. The transcript is spliced from 3 exons. NCBI's taxonomy places the organism in Eukaryota, Metazoa, Arthropoda, Insecta, Thysanoptera, Thripidae.
UGAGAAAUUUCUCCUCCGCACGGCAAAGCAGAAGACAGAUGCGGAGCGGAGCGAUGCGAAGGCCGUGCAGUCUCUUAAAGCCCCGUUAAAUUUGAAAAAAUAAGCCGUCGAGUGAGUUGUUUUCUGAGAGCUGGCAUGUAAACCACGCUGCGAUUUUUCUGACACUCACUUUUUUGGUGCGGAAGUCAAUCUGUGUCGAAGAACGCAGGCUGGCAAGGUUAGGAGGCCGCUGCUGCGUCUGCUAAGGCAGCAAAUUAGGCGGGCCAGCUGUGGGUUUGUUUACCUACAGCCGCUAGACUCACAUCUCACAUGGAACAACGAGAUGAUGCCAGCACUAACACAUCCAUCGAUGAUAAAACAGAAGAUUUUGGUGACAACCCUACGCGAGACACUCUAGCCGACGGACUGCUGGGCUUGUUGAGACCCACUGUCGAGCAACUUGACGACAGAGUGAAAGCCACAAGGAUCAGCCAAGGGGAACUGAAACAGCACCUUGAUAGUCUAUCAGAUGAAAUAAAGCAGCUUUCCGAACAUCAGGCCUGUCCCUUAGAUCUAGAAAAAUAUAUUCGUAAGUUGAACGAUGCUAAAGCAAAAAUUACUGUUGUGGGCAACAUCUUGCAAUCAUCACAGGACCGUUUAAUAAAACUUACUCAGCACAUAAACAAGGAACAAAACCGUCGAAAAGCAUUGAUUGAACCAACUUCAAAUAUAACUCCAAGUUCAACCCCAUUGGAACCAACUUCUACAUCUAACUAAUCAUUGGCAGAAUCCUUUUUUAAUAUUGUAUC